Molecule: messenger RNA, 747 nt
Organism: Blastocystis hominis
Lineage: Eukaryota; Bigyra; Opalinata; Blastocystidae
Exons: 9
Coding region: 1-747 (248 amino acids)
Biological process (GO): vesicle fusion; intracellular protein transport; Golgi vesicle transport
Cellular component (GO): membrane; SNARE complex; endomembrane system
Molecular function (GO): SNARE binding; SNAP receptor activity
Source: RefSeq, a predicted model, not a curated record
AUGAACGCAUUUCAAAAUCGAAAUGAGCAAAUCGCCGCUUAUAGAAACUCGUGUGAAAUAGAUAGCUCGCUCUCUAAAUUAAGUAAUAAAUUUGAAGCAUGGAGAAGAGUUGUGGAGAAUGGAGAUACUGCCCGUGAUCAGAAGUUCAGUUCGCUCAACCGAAGCUUGCCCAAGGAAAUUGAAAAGCUGACCAAGGAAGUCCGCAAUGUCGAGAAGACGGUUCUCUUGGUAGAGGAAAACCCCGCGAAAUAUCCGCAUAUUGACGCUCGCGAGCUGAAAUCUCGCCGUAGCUUUAUCAACAACAGCCUUGCUGAGCUGAAGCGCAUGUCCGACUUCAUGCGUUCUCCGCGUGUGCUUCAGAAGAUCGAAGCAGAUCAGCGCAAAAUGCUCGCGGCGCGCAAAGCCACCAGUUCCACGAUGAGUGCUCGUGAUUACGCGAACAACGCGAUGAUAAAGAACAAUCAAGCGCUGCAAUCGGAAUAUAUGAAGAAACAAGAUCAAUCAUUGGAGAUCUUGGCGGACGGCGUGGACCGUCUGGAUAACAUGGCGAAGGGAAUCGGAGACGAAAUCCGACAGCAGGACGCACUGCUGGAUACGCUGGAUACGGAUGUGUCGGACGCGCAGACGCGAUUGGGACAGGCGAGAGAGAAGAUGCAGAAGCUGAUGAAGACGAAUAAUAAGUGCGAGUUUUACUCGAUAAUUAUCUUGUUCAUUGUGAUGGUGAUUAUGAUUUUCUCGCUGUUCUAA